AGUUGUUGCAAAGUCGUUUCCGGGGCGGUGUGAGGUGGAAGAGGACUCCGAAUGGGUCGCAGCCGCAGCCGCUCUCCGCGGAGGGAGCGUAGGAGAUCCCGGUCCACAUCCCGGGAGAGAGAACGCAGGCGCCGAGAAAGGUCCCGGUCCCGCGAGCGAGAUCGGAGAAGGAGCCGCUCUCGUUCCCCCCACAGAAGACGUUCCAGGUCUCCAAGGCGACAUAGAUCCACAUCUCCCUCCCCUUCUCGACUGAAAGAAAGAAGAGACGAAGAAAAGAAAGAAACAAAAGAAAUAAAGAGCAAAGAACGUCAGAUUACUGAGGAAGACUUAGAGGGCAAAACAGAGGAAGAAAUAGAAAUGAUGAAGUUAAUGGGAUUUGCCUCCUUUGACUCUACAAAAGGAAAAAAGGUGGAUGGCUCUGUAAAUGCCUAUGCCAUAAAUGUGUCUCAGAAGAGGAAGUAUAGGCAGUACAUGAAUCGAAAAGGUGGAUUUAACAGACCUUUGGAUUUCAUUGCAUGAGAAUUGGAAUGUUGGAGAAUGAUGUUUUCCCCUCAUCUUGAUCAGAGCUGUGGAUUUUGUAUUUUGUAUUUAAUGUGCAUCAAAAACAGGAUCACAGUCCUUCCUCCUUGUAAAGUAAGAAAAUUUUAUUUAUGAUGUGUGUAGUUCACUUACCCUGCCUCAAAAAAAGGUUAAAUAUUACAUUUUUUUCCUUUAGGAAAUAUCGUUUGGGGCAGUCAUCAAUCCCAUUUUUUUGUCCUUAUUCCUAUGGAAGCUGUAUAUGUUCUCUUCUUGGAUGCUCCUUAGGACUUUUUAAAACACAUGAAAGUAAUUUGGAAGUAAGUUUCUCAAAUAAAGCAAUAUUUCUA
Phacochoerus africanus (Common warthog) is the source of this 866-nucleotide messenger RNA. RefSeq names its product small nuclear ribonucleoprotein U4/U6.U5 subunit 27 (gene SNRNP27). NCBI's taxonomy places the organism in Eukaryota, Metazoa, Chordata, Mammalia, Artiodactyla, Suidae. The record is from RefSeq and is a predicted model, not a curated record. The transcript has 6 exons. Gene Ontology annotation, cellular component: precatalytic spliceosome. Gene Ontology annotation, biological process: RNA splicing. Bases 52 to 519 code for a protein of 155 amino acids.